GCCCAAUCACUUCAGCCGGCUGACAGCGGCCAAUCCGGGAGCUGUUUACAUGGAGCCCGGCCGGAGCACAGCCUUGUCCUGAUUGUGCGGGGCUGGGAGGAAACCUGACUGGAGCCUGUCUCGGUGCGUCCUGCUCUGCAACAAAGGAGGAGAAGUGGGGUCACAAUGAAUCUAGAAAAACUCAGCAAACCAGAAUUGCUGACGCUACUGAGCAUCUUAGAAGGGGAGUUGGAGGCCAGGGAGCUUGUGAUUGAGGCAAUAAAGGCGCAACAUAAAGACAGAUUUAUUGAGGAACGCUAUGGCAAAUACAACAUCAGUGACCCCUUGCUUGCCCUACAGAGGGAUUAUGAGACCCUGAAGGAAGACAAUCAUGGACAAAAGCCACCCCCUGUGUGUUCCAAUCCCCUAUACAUCUUGAGUGAAGUGAUGAAGCAAUGCAAGACCAUGCAGGAGCGGAUGCUGGCCCAGUUGGCUGCGGCUGAAAGCAGACACAGAAAGGUUAUUUUAGACUUGGAAGAAGAACGGAGGAGACAUGCUCAGGAUGCAGCUGAUGGGGAUGAUGUGACAUACAUGCUAGAAAAAGAGAGAGAGCGACUAGCUCAGCAGUUGGAGUUUGAAAAAUCCCAAGUGAAGAAACUUGAAAAGAAACAGAAAGAGGUAUCAGCUCAGCUUGAAGAGGAGAAAGCUCGUCACAAAAAAAUGUCCUCAGUUCUUUUGAAAGAAUGCACAAAGGCAAAUAACAGAGCGGCAGAGGAAGGACAGAGGGUGGAAGAUGUCAACUUAAAGCUGGAGAAAGCCAGGAGCAAGGUGAGUCAGCUUGAAGAAGAGUUAACCCUUGAGAAGAAACGUAGCCUACAGAUGGAAGCCCAGGUGGAGAAGCAGCUUUCAGAGUUUGAUAUUGAACGAGAACAGCUAAGGGCCAAGCUCAAUCGGGAAGAGAAUCGCACCAGAGCUCUGAAAGAGGAGCUGGAGUCCUUGAAGAAACUUAUACAGGACAUGAUACCUGGGUCUGAUGUCAAAGAGACCUCUGCAAAGUCCAACAAGGAAAUUGUAUCUAGUAUAAGUGUGUCUACAGAGAAGCCAGAGGUUUUAUCUGUAUCGUGCCAGACAGAAAGUGUACACCAAGAGAAGAACAGUAUUGAUGCUUUACCAAAAGCUCAUAUUUCCUUGUCAACACCUACUAAAAUUCCUCAGCUUUAUUCUAAAGUAAAUGGACAUUGUGGCACAGCUACACAGAAUAAUGAACAUGCCCUAAAGUUAAAUGUGGGGGAGGGCCUGAAAGAGAAAGUGGCAAGUCAUGACAGUUUAUCUGAGAACGGAGGUUCGCCUGUCAGAGUGGAAUCUCCUUUACACAUGAUUAUGCCUAUUCCAUCUAGCGGGGCUUCGUCCUCUCCCAGCAGUACUGCAGCCUCCUCCUUAACAUCCUCUCCAUGCUCCUCUCCAGUUCUCUCAAGACGUCUCGUUGGGGCAACUGGUAGUCCUGGUUACCAGUCGCCUUAUCAGGCUGGCAUCAACCAGCGGUUUCAUGCUGCCCGACACAAGUUUCAGUCUCAAGCUGAACACGAUCAACAUGUUUCUGGACUCCAGAGCCCCCCUUCUAGAGACUUAUCCCCAACCUUGGCAGAUAACUCUGCUGCCAAGCAGCUUGCUCGCAAUACAGUCACUCAGGUGUUGUCCCGUUUUACCAGCCAGACCACUGGUAAAUCUGUGCCUCCCAAUAGCUCACCCUUUGGUACAGACUACAGAACCCUUGCCAAUGCCUCCAACCAAAAAAAUGAUGGGAGCCACUCUCCAAAUCCCUUGAAAGUUUCCAGUCCUCUCAGCCCUGUAUCUCCAGGUAUAAAAUCCCCUACCAUAUCAAGAGUGGAAAGAGGAAACCCCCCGCCCAUCCCUCCAAAGAAGCCGGGUCUAGCCCAGUCCCCUGCAUCUCCUCUCCCACCAGCCAAAGCUUCGACACUACCCUCAACACUGGCAGCUUCAGUGGAUGUAUCCAGUAGCCACUGCUCCAACAAUGGCAUUAUAACAAACGGGCAGGAAAUUGAAGUAAUGUUACCGUCUGGUAGCUAGUUUUAUUCUGCAGUUAUUUGGACUUUAGGAUGCUGUCGAUGGGCAGCUCAUACCUGUAUAAUCUACAGUCUAGACGAUCAAACUUAUUUAUUUUGCUAGUAGAAAAUAUGGUAUAUUAUAUAUAGGGUCUGUUUUUUAUUUUUCAAUUUGUAGCCCACGUACAAAUUUUUGUCUUAAUUAUGUUAAAAGCGCAAAAGGAAUUUUUCCCUGCCUCUUGUCUGUUAUGUUAAUCAGAAGAUGACACUUGACGGUGACAAAUCACUACCGUGUAAAGUUAACUACAAUUCCAUGUUUUUCACACCCUGGACGAUGAUGGGAAAACUGGUGCUUGCUUUUCAAGAAUCAUCUUGGACAUUACCGAAUAAGAAAUACAGCACUGACCUGUUGGCAGUCAAGCUUUAUUCUGUAUGCCAGGAGGCGUUUCAUUUUUCUAUUGUAGGAUUAAAGCACUUCUGUCAACACGUUGGACGCCUUCAGGGUAACGGGACUUUUUUUUAGGGAACUAGGAUGCUUAUUACUCUUAGACCCACGUCACACUUUUGCUUUUGAACACCGUGUGCGAGCCCAACAGAAGUUCUCCUAUGUACUCAGUGGAGAGCUGAUGCGAGAUGGCACAAACACCAAAAAGCUCUAGAACAGUUGACUACAGGUUUCCAUGAAUCUUAAUAUGGAAGAUAUUUUAUCUGUUUCAGUUCCCCAUCCCCCAGAGAUCACUUUCUUUCAGCUCGAUUACAUUGGACUUACAAAGUAUAUUGCAAGAACGCGAAGUUCUGAAAUCCUGUGCCAAGUUUCUUGCACACAUCUGAAAGGGAAAAUCUGUAUUUUACUGAAACAAAGCACAAAAUUACAGCAUUUCUGAUAAGUGGAAAUUGUUAUUUAUCACAUGUAUUACAUAAAGUCAGAUAAUUUGGGGCUAUUAAGUGGUGUUUUGCUACCCAAGAAUAUGGAUUGUCUACAUGAUGCAGUAAAAAUAGUAUUUUCAGCUUUAAUCUUUGUGGUUAGUAAAAAGAGACCAACUUGAAAUACAGAAGAAAUGGUGAUUGCCCAUAGUUUAAUCUAUAUGUGCCACUCGUAUAACCACAUAUUAGUGGUGACCAGUCAGUCCUUAGUAUACGUACAGAAUGUCUGAUUACGUGACAGACGGGUUGGAAUGCCACCAUUUAGUGGCACUGUACUGGGCGGAAACUCUGAGGGGGAUCAUGGUGGCGCUGAACAUUCUGGUGUCUCCAACAUUUUUAAAAUGCUGUACAGAAUUUCAUAGGUUUGACUAGUCUGUCUUGCCCAUCUGCCCUCUCGUUGGUGCACCCAGCUGCCGUAAUGAAACGAUACUUGUCACAAUGUGUCACCAAGUAUGUGGAAGCAAAAUGGUGGACUAUGUUGAUAAAUUCAGUACAUGUUUUGAAGGGGAAAUCCAUCCAAAUUGAUCUUCUAACGUCUUAAACGGGUUGUCCGCUCCUUUAGAAGUCAAGGUCUGUCCUCGGAAAAGGACUUCACGAUCUGAUCGGCCGGAGUCUGACACCCCAAACUCCCAAAGAUCAGCUGUUCUGCAGUACCUCCAAUGAUGGAACUCCACAGCUCUGUUAAUUAUGCUGUGGAUGGAGCUGGUAAAAGUAACCUGCUCUGUCCACACCACGAUGGAUAACGCUACUGCAGAACAGCCGAUCGGUGGGUUGUCAUACCCCUGAAGAUCAUAUACUGAUCCUCAGGAUAGGCCAGCAUUUGCAAAGGGGUAGACAACCCCUUUAAACUGUCCAUACUCUUCAGAUAAUUGUUGGCCAAAUGCUUGUUGCUCCUCCCACCUCCCUCCAAUAUAUGGGCAUGUGUUCUCAAUAGAUGGAAGGAAUAAGGCGAUGCCAGGCACUUGGAUAAUGUGUCAAAAGUGUAAUCUUUGAGGUGGGACCAGCAGCAUUUUCAGGAAAUGUGACAUAUUCUGAAACGUAGCAAGCAGAAGGCCAUUUAAACUUCACGAUCUAUUUAAAAUCUCUAGAGUUUAUGUGAAAAUUACAUACAUUUUGAGUGACUUCCCCCACUAAGACCUCAUGCACACGACCAUAUGUGUUUAGUGGUCCUCAAAACAUGGAUCCUGGCCUUGUGUAUGCUGCCAUUUUUUUUUACUUCUGUAGAAAUAUCUGAUACUUGUCCGCAAAACAGACAAGGAUCAGACAUAAUCAAUAUUUUCCGGGCCGGCAGAACGGACAUGCAUUCUUUUCAGUCCCAGUGAAAUAAAUGGGUCUACCUCUGAUCCACAAAAAAUGGACUAAAAAUACGGUCAUGUACUGUACAUGAGACCUAAAUGCCAUAUUUUGAGAAUAUUUGCCCUUUUUUGUUUUUACAAAUAUAUGAGACCCUUUUAUUCUUAUUUUUGCCUGAAUAUAUAAAUGAUACAUUCCAGUAUUCAGGUCCACUUUCUGUAUUCACAGUUUAUAUUCACCUGCACACGGGGCAGGCAUGUUACUCAGUAUUAUUAUAAUUACAAGUAUACCCAAUAUCUUGGGUAUUUGUUUGCCAGAUCUGGUAUCGCCACAUAUUAAAUUCAGGGCAAACUGUGGCAGUGACCAUUUCAGAAAAAAUGAUGGGCAAUAAUGACCACCACCCUAAGACUUAUUGUAGUCACAUCUUCAUAUUCUUGCACUACAGCUGACUGCACUGGAACCAUGAGCUAAUUGCACGAUAAGUAAGGAUCGGUUUCCCCACCCAAGUGCCUUAAGAUGAUAUUAAAUGAUCAAUUGUUGCAGGUUGAGGACAUUUUAUUUAGGCAGAGGCAGCACUCAAGCCAUCCUCUAUGAAUAGAAUGUUGUGUGCUGCCUCUGUGGAUGAGGGUCUUCUGGAGGCCUGCACCAGAUCUAAUCAGAAUUUCUCCUUUUAUCUCCUAUGUGUUGUAAUCUUAUUUUGAGAAGCCUAUAAAAAUGUAUGUUACAGGUCUGGUUUAUGUUGUAGCCACAAUAAUCUGGCAGCAGAUAGGACCAGCAUGAUUGCCGAAUGAUUUGUGAAUACCGUCAGUGACUAUGCAGGUGCGGAGUAAAUGUAGUAUUCUAUUAGCGUGGAGUCACGUAUCCUAGGUGGGGAAAAUGUCAUAGCCAAAGGUUAUAUGAAAGCCAAUCAAGAAUUAUGAAAUGCACAACAAACAGUGCAUUUUUCUUUGUUUUAGUUUUUUGGUGCAUUCUAUGGGGCAUUCACAGGUAGAGAGAGUUUGCUACUAUGGGAGCAAUUUUAUAUCUUGCCAUAUUAACAGGAAAAAACACUGUCCUUGCCCACAGUGCCACAGUGGCAUCAACUGCUGUGCAUCCUGCCAUUAAAUGGAACCUGCAGGCAGAUUCAGUGUAAGGGGCUGUUCACAUCUCAUUUACAUUAUACGUACCUGAAAAAAAGUAUGCAAUUUUGGUUGUUUCUCGGUUUGUUUGUUUUUUCCGUAUACAUUUAACAGAUAUGCAUACGUUUUAAUGUGUCAGUUUUAAAAGUGACUACAGUGUAAAAAGAACUACACGUUUCUACUGUAUUUUUUGUACAAGACAGAAUAGUGUGGUAUACUAGGCUCAUUUGAAAAAAUGUACAGAAACAUAAACGGGGACAAACGGAGUCAAAAGUAUGCACUUUUGAAUUAUGUUUGCUCAGUUAACGUCUUGGCAUGUCAAGUGAUACGUUUCAAAGUGUUUUUACUG
This is a messenger RNA of Bufo bufo (common toad), 5726 nucleotides long. RefSeq names its product CTTNBP2 N-terminal like (gene CTTNBP2NL). The transcript is spliced from 5 exons. Lineage: Eukaryota; Metazoa; Chordata; Amphibia; Anura; Bufonidae. The record is from RefSeq and is a predicted model, not a curated record. The coding region runs from base 166 to 2067 and encodes 633 amino acids.